ACGCACACGCCGGGACCCGUGGAGCCUUCGCCAGUUGUGAAGAUAUGGUUCCAGAACCGGCGCAUGAAGUGGCGCAACUCGAAGGAGCGCGAGCUGCUGGCCAGUGGCGGGUCGCGCGAGCAGACGCUACCUAACAAGAACAACCCGAACCCGGACCUGAGCGAUGCCGAGGGUGACCGGCCGCGACUCGACCUGGGCGAGAUUUCACCGCUCGCCACGCCCAAGGAUGGCUACGACGCUGCCGCGCUGCACGACGAGCGGCUGGAUGACGACUCGGCGGGCGAGGACAACGACGACGACGAGGAGAUCAGUGUUACGUGACAAGAACAACCGCGCAUG
Molecule: messenger RNA, 339 nt
Organism: Bacillus rossius redtenbacheri
Lineage: Eukaryota; Metazoa; Arthropoda; Insecta; Phasmatodea; Bacillidae
Product: homeobox protein DBX1-like
Exons: 2
Coding region: 64-321 (85 amino acids)
Biological process (GO): regulation of transcription by RNA polymerase II
Source: RefSeq, a predicted model, not a curated record